Hemibagrus wyckioides is the source of this 3125-nucleotide messenger RNA. RefSeq names its product desumoylating isopeptidase 1b (gene desi1b). Lineage: Eukaryota; Metazoa; Chordata; Actinopteri; Siluriformes; Bagridae. The transcript has 6 exons. Gene Ontology annotation, molecular function: peptidase activity. Gene Ontology annotation, biological process: protein modification by small protein removal. The record is from RefSeq and is a predicted model, not a curated record. Bases 382 to 885 code for a protein of 167 amino acids.
AACAAACCCGUAUUUUACCCUAGAUUAGACUCGACGUUUAGAAUCGUGUAUCAAGUGAAAACUUUUCUAUAAAUUUGUUACAACACGUUGAUACGUAAAAAAAAAACACUCAUGUUGACAACCUUUUUGGUUUUAUAUCGCCACCUAUUGCUGUGGAGUAUGGAGGUGGUUUCUGUUUCCUGAUGUAAAUAGCUCAGUCAUCUUCUAUUUAGAAGUCGUGCUAGUCUUUCUGUAUGUCACUGUGGCAGUGGGACUAGCUUUUAGUUUAGCCAGUGAAUGUAUUUGUCUUCUUAAUCUCUUAAAUCGGUGGUUAACCUAAAGCACGAUCCGACGGAACACUGUAGUAUUAACCGGUGUUAGUGUGGAGGUAAAUAAAAAGUGAUGGAAGAUCAGACCUAUAAUGUAAAACUCUAUAUUUAUGAUCUGUCAAAGGGGCUUGCUCGCCAGCUGAGUCCUGUCCUGUUAGGAAAACAACUCGAAGGAGUUUGGCACACAUCCAUAAUAAUCCAUGGAGCGGAGUAUUUCUUUGGAGGACAGGGAAUCACACACUGCCCACCGGGUGCUACACUGUUAGGACAGCCCGAUGCCAUAGUGGAUUUGGGAAACACAGAAGUUCCAAAGGACAUAUUUACAGAAUAUCUUUCAUCCCUUGAGGAGUCUGCAUACAGUCCAGAGACCUACCACCUUUUUGACCACAACUGUAACACUUUCAGCAGUGAGUUGGCCCAGUUUUUAACAGGAAGAAAAAUCCCAUCAUAUAUUACUGACCUGCCAGCUGAUGUGCUUUCCACGCCUUUCGGACAAACACUGCGUCCUCUGAUUGAAUCUGUCACCAUUGUCCCACCUACAGACAACUCUUUCAAUGGGCAUUAUGGACAGAGGUAGACUGUGUUGUAAUGAACAGUGUGAUGUUAAAGGAAUGGUUCAAGCUCAGAUUAGUUAUAAGAAAUAAAGGUUUUACAGAUGUCAAUAAAUCAGAAUAUAGCAUAUAAUAAAAACAUGCAGUUUGUUUUCUGGCGCUACAGGUUAAUGUAGCUCAUAACUAAGGGAAGCUUAUAGUCUAACUGAUGUCUUCAUCACACAUUUGUCUCAAAAUUACAUUUAAAAACUAUUACUUUCAUAAACCAACCACUGAUCAUGUCUAUUAAACAAGACAAUUCAGUUUGUAAGAUCUGUUAAACAGUCUAGAGAGCUAGAGAGGCUUAGUUACCUGACUAAUAAAUAAAUAGUUCACUGCAAUGCAUCAAUACUAUUUGUAGAUAACCCUCCUAAGAUCAAGUCAAUAAGUCGAAAAAUUUUGCAUUCUGACUUAAAAAUUAAAUAAAACACUGGAACUGUAAACAAGUAGUGUGGAAAAAUCUCUGACUGCAAAUGUUUAAGAAACUAAUUAUUAUGUAAAAUUUGUUUUAUAAUACUAUAAUGUUUAUUGAAAUAAUAGUUAUAUAAUACUUCUGACAUUAUUAUAUGUUUUUCACAAUUAAUGGAUUCAAAAUCUGCUUUUGUGUUGAUUUGACAAUCUGCAGUUCCAUCUGAAAAUCACACGAGCUUGCACAAAGCAAUACCAAAAUACAUGCUGAGGAAGUGAUUCUAGCUUUCUGCCUGUUAUUUCUGUUUUGUGCAGCGUACUUCUUAUACAGAUUUGCUCUACUGUGUGACACUUCACUGAACCGUAAUGCACCAUGUGUCAUGCAGUGUUUGAACCUAAAAGGAAACACUAUUUAUUUAUACUUUUGAAUGUGUGAUGAACAGUAAGGGAAGUAAGCUUCCCUUACUUGUUAGCAUCAUCGGUCUAUCAGCUCCAUUUUAGAUGCCAAGCUGCAAUUGAGGAAUUCAACUUUUUUUUUAAAUCUGUAUCUUUUAAUACAUUGGUUUAAGAUAGAUCCUAAGGAAGCAUCACUGGUAAAAGACUUUAAUGAGAACUUGAACUGUAAAAUGGUGCAAAACAAAUGUCUCAGUAAUGAAGCUUCACAAUAAUAUAUUGAGUAAUAUAGUGCUGAGUAAUAUAUUGCAAAAUAUUUUGUUCACCCCGAGACACGUUGUGUUUUUUUUUUUUUUUUUAUUAACAAAAUGUAUGGCAUGUUAGUUACUAAAACAAAAAAAAAUAUAAAAUAAAAAACUCACAUCUGGUUAAUCAAAUAUAUUUCAAGAAUUUCAUGAAAUGAAUAACAUAAAAAAAGCUUUAAAUGUCUGUAAAAUAUUCUAUAUCCAAAGUGGGACUACAUUCGUACUGAUACCAAAUAUAAUAAGAUACAAAUGUCUGUUCUUUUAAAGUGGUAUUGUGUCACAGAGGCAACUUCCAUUUCACUUCUCAUCCAUUAAUCUCUGUUGCUGUAUGGCACAUGUGCUGAAGAGUUCAGUUGAUUUAUUGUACAUUUUCCACAUUCUUUUUUGUCAUUAUUGGUCAUGGGAUCAUGUCUACCUUUGUAGUCUGUAGAAAUUUGAUUUAAUGGUGAACUAUAACUUCUUACAAAUGUUCUGUCACUAGCACUGAAGUUGGGUCAUAGGUCUGAGCUUCAGAUUAAUCAAAUAGUUUAUUUAGUUUAACUUAUAAUGUUUUUUUAAACACCUGGAAGGAGCAGCAUUCAGUGUGAUGACAGAAUAUUUUUUAACUUCAGGUUUUACCUCCAUCUUAAACUCUGGAUACUUAAUUCGAGUGACUUUAUUUAUUAUAUACUUGCAGUUACUGUUGUUGAUGUAAUAUUAACUGAUUUAUUGGUUAUGCUACUUUUGUCAAAUUGGUGUAAUAAUUAUGUACUUCAAAUAAUAAAGCAUAACUGUAUUUUUUCUUUUUUCUUUCUACCAAUUAAUUGGAAGCAAAACAUUAUUUUGCUGUAUUGGAACGUUUUCUUUUCUAUUUAACACAGGAAUAUUAUAUGAACAAAAGGUGAAUGUGAUGAGGUGUAAAAUAUCUUUCGAUUGUGAUGCUGUUUGUUUGAAACACUUGGAUAAUUGUAGUGUAGCAAUAAAAGUGGCCACUAAGUGGCAGAAGUACUGCACAGUUUUGAGGAACAAGCCAAACAGUCAUCAGCAUUUAUAAAUGCAAUAUUUUUAUUUUAUUGAAUAUGGUUAUUAUAAUGUAAUUGAAUAAUAUCUGCCAUAACAUGUAAUAAACAUAUUUGCUCUUA